Cinclus cinclus is the source of this 3987-nucleotide messenger RNA. It is a transcript of the gene PKP4, whose product is annotated as plakophilin 4. Lineage: Eukaryota; Metazoa; Chordata; Aves; Passeriformes; Cinclidae. Gene Ontology annotation, biological process: cell-cell adhesion; cell-cell junction assembly. The record is from RefSeq and is a predicted model, not a curated record. The transcript has 22 exons. Gene Ontology annotation, cellular component: cytoplasm; adherens junction; nucleus. Bases 412 to 3987 code for a protein of 1191 amino acids. Gene Ontology annotation, molecular function: cadherin binding.
GUUUGUUCCUGACAGCAGAGUAUUCUGCUGUUAAGUGUCAGUCUUCUGUGCUGAAAACUGUGGUAGACUUGUACUGAUCCUGGGUGUUCUUAGCAGCUAACACUAGUAUUUUUCAUGCAUCUUGAGUUUUAUUGACCACCACAAAAUAAUUAUUUUUAAAAAUAAUUGUGAAGCAUCAUGCAGCCUGCUUGCUCCUGCCCAACCCUCGAGUUGUGUAGGUGAUUCUGGUCUCCAUUUGUGAAGGUGAAAUACAGUCACACAACACUGAUUGAGUAAUGCAAAAUUCCCUGCUAAUUUAGUUAAGUUUGGAAAGCUUCUAGAAAAAAAAAAAAUAUAAUCCUGAAAACUUGGAUUUUAAACAUCCCUGGCUGAAAAUGUAAACUAUCUUAAAAUCUUGUUAUUGCAGGCAAAAUGCCAGCCCCUGAACAGAGCCCAAUGGUGGAGGAGGGGCUGCCGCAGACAGCGCAGGAGACUUCCACAGGCCCAGGCAUGGAACCAGAGACCACUGCCACUACCAUUUUAGCUUCUGUAAAGGAACAGGAGCUUCAAUUUCAAAGACUUACCAGAGAACUGGAAGUGGAAAGGCAAAUUGUGGCUAAUCAGCUAGAGAGAUGUAGGCUUGGAGCAGAGUCACCAAGUAUCGCCAGCACAAGCUCUACUGAGAAGUCAUUUCCUUGGAGAUCCUCAGAUCCUCCGCCCACCAGUGCAAGCAAACCCCAGGUGUCAGAGGGUGUUCACACCAAUGCCUAUGAUAUUAGGACAGAAGCAGAGCAAGGGACUCUCUACUCACCAGAGCAGACAUCUCUCCAUGAAAGUGAGGGGUCUGUAGGUAACUCAAGAAGUUCAACACAAAUGAAUUCUUAUUCUGACAGUGGUUACCAGGAAAUAAGCAGUUUCCAUAACAGCCAAAAUUUGAACAAGUCAGAGAUCAGACAGCAGCAUUCCUUUGGUGGACCCCCCAACAACCACGUGGUGAGGAGCUCGCGCGCCGAGGGGCAGACGUCAGUCCAGCCUCCAGCGACCACCACCACCAACCGUGUGAUGCGACGGGUGAGCUCGGUGCCCUCCAGAGCUCAGUCUCCCUCCUACACGGUGGGCAGCGGCGCGUCCCCGUCGCGGGGGUCGCUGCGGACGUCCCUGGGCAGCGGGUACGGCUCUCCCAGCGCGGCCGAGCAGAGGUCCCUGCCUGCCCACUACUCGUGCAGCACGCUGCCCGUGCAGCGUGCGGGCUCCCCGUACGCGCACCGGCCCGCGUCCCCCUCGGCCGUGCGGCGCGUGGGCUCGCUCACCUCCCGGCAGCCCAACCCCGGCGGCGGCACGGCCCCGUACCGCACCGCAGCCAGAGUCGGCUCUCCUCUCGCCCUUGCUGAUGUGCAGACCCGAGUGGGCUCUCCGUCCCAAGCUCAGCUGGGAUCCUCUUCCCCGAAGCGCUCUGGCAUGACGGCAGUUCCGCAGCACCUGGGCACGACGCUGCAGAGGACGAUUCAUGACGUGGACCAGUAUGGCCAGCAGUACGAGAUCUAUGAGAGGAUGGUCCCCCCACGGCCGGAUAGCCUCACAGGCCUGCGGAGCUCGUACGCGAGCCAGCACAGCCAGCUGGGGCAGGAGCUGCGCUCGGCCGUGUCCCCGGACAUGCACAUCACCCCCAUCUACGAGGGCAGGACCUUCUACAGCCCCGUGUACCGCAGCCCCACCCACGGCACCGUGGAGCUGCACCACGGCUCCCAGGCCGCGCUCUUCCGCACCGGCUCCGUUGGCAUGGGUAACCUGCAGCGAUCCUCCAGCCAGCGUAGCACCCUCACGUACCAAAGAAACACCUACGGGCUGCCCCCGGCGGCCGCGCUGGCCGAGCCGCUGCGGGCGCUGCCGUUCCGGCUGCCCGAGCCCGGCUACGGCCGCCUGCACCCCGCGCCCGACGGCGGCACCACGAGAUCGCCCUCCAUCGACAGCAUCCACAAGGACCCCAGGGAGUUUGCAUGGCGAGACCCGGAGCUGCCCGAGGUCAUUCACAUGCUGCAGCACCAGUUCCCGUCCGUGCAGGCCAACGCAGCUGCCUAUCUGCAGCACCUCUGCUUUGGGGAUAACAAAGUGAAAACAGAGGUCUGCAGGCUAGGAGGUAUCAAGCACCUGGUGGAUCUCCUGGAUCACAGAGUCCUGGAGGUUCAGAAGAAUGCCUGUGGCGCCCUGAGGAACCUCGUUUACGGGAAGUCCACUGAUGAGAACAAAAUAGCCAUGAAGAACGUGGGAGGAAUCCCUGCCCUUCUGCGGCUGCUGAGGAAAUCUGUUGAUGCCGAGGUCAAGGAGCUGGUGACAGGGGUUCUCUGGAACUUGUCUUCAUGUGAUGCUGUGAAGAUGACAAUCAUUAGAGACGCUCUCUCCACGCUGACAAACACUGUGAUAGUGCCCCAUUCGGGAUGGAACAGCUCCUCCUUUGAUGACGAUCAUAAAAUUAAAUUUCAGACUUCCCUCGUUCUGCGCAAUACAACAGGAUGCCUGAGGAACCUGAGCUCCGCUGGGGAAGAGGCACGAAAGCAGAUGAGGUCCUGUGAAGGACUGGUGGAUUCACUGCUCUAUGUGAUCCACACCUGUGUGAACACCUCCGAUUAUGACAGCAAGACGGUGGAGAAUUGUGUGUGCACGUUGAGGAACCUCUCCUACCGCCUGGAACUGGAGGUGCCUCAGGCACGGCUGCUGGGAAUCAAUGAACUGGAUGACUUGUUGGGAAAAGAGUCACCCAGCAAAGACUCAGAGCCAAGCUGCUGGGGGAAAAAAAAGAAGAAGAAAAAAAAAACUUCCCAAGAGGAUCAGUGGGAUGGAGUUGGCCCUAUCCCGGGAUUUUCCAAGUCUCCUAAAGGGGUGGAGAUGCUCUGGCACCCAUCAGUGGUGAAGCCAUAUCUGACACUCCUGGCAGAGAGCUCCAACCCAGCCACUCUGGAGGGCUCUGCAGGAUCACUCCAGAACCUUUCUGCAGGCAAUUGGAAGUUCGCAGCCUACAUCCGUGCUGCCGUCAGGAAGGAGAAGGGGCUGCCCAUCCUCGUGGAGCUGCUGAGGAUGGACAACGACCGAGUGGUGUCGUCUGUGGCAACUGCCUUAAGGAACAUGGCCUUAGACGUGCGGAACAAGGAGCUCAUUGGUAAAUAUGCCAUGCGAGACCUCGUCAAUCGGCUGCCGGGAGGCAACGGGCCCAGCAUCCUGUCGGACGAGACGGUGGCCGCGAUCUGCUGCGCCCUGCACGAGGUCACCAGCAAGAACAUGGAGAAUGCCAAGGCCCUCGCCGACACCGGGGGGAUAGAGAAGCUGGUCAACAUAACAAAAGGAAGAGGUGACAGGUCCUCAUUGAAGGUUGUCAAGGCAGCAGCCCAGGUACUGAACACACUGUGGCAGUACCGAGACCUCCGGAGCAUUUACAAAAAGGAUGGAUGGAAUCAAAGUCACUUUAUUACACCAGUAUCAACACUGGAACGGGAGAGAUUCAAAUCCCAUCCUUCUCUAUCCACAGCCAAUCAGCAGAUGUCACCUGUCAUGCAGUCAGUUGGCAGCACAUCCUCAUCCCCAGCUUUGCUGGGAAUCAGAGAGCCUCGCUCCGAUUACGACAGGACGCACCCAUCUAUGCAGUAUUACAGCAGCCAGGGCGAUGUCAUUGCACACAAAGACAUCUACACUGGUUCCAGCAAAGCUUCACCAAUUUACAUCAGCUCCUAUUCCUCUCCAGCGAGAGAACAGCACCGGCGGCUGCAGCAUCAGCAAUUGUACUACAGCCAAGAAGAUACCACCAGGAAAAACUACGAUGCCUAUAGGUUGUACCUGCAGUCCCCACACAGCUACGAGGACCCUUACUUUGACGAUCGAGUUCACUUUCCUGCUACUUCAGAUUACACAACGCAGUAUGGACUGAAAUCAACCACCAAUUAUGUAGACUUUUAUUCCACCAGACGAUCUUCUUAUCGAGCAGAACAGUACCCAGGCUCUCCUGACUCCUGGGUGUAG